This is a messenger RNA of Symbiodinium natans, 2670 nucleotides long. Lineage: Eukaryota; Dinophyceae; Suessiales; Symbiodiniaceae. The record is from the annotation of a GenBank genome assembly.
AUGCAGGACAUCGAAGAUGCAGGAUACCCAGGGGCCGCGGCGGCAAGCAAGUCGAUCACCGUGAAGCUGCCCAAGAUCACUUCCAAAGAUGUGGAGGGCUUCAAGGCUGCGUACGAGGCGCACGUCAAGGAUCGUGAAGUGCAAGGCAUUCCGCCGCUCCCCUUGGAUGCAAAGCAGGUGCAGUGUGUGGUUGAGCUGCUAAAGGCUCCGCCGGCCGGCCAGGAGAAAUUCCUCUUGGACCUGCUCCGAAGCCGUGUUCCACCAGGGGUGGAUGAUGCCAGCUACGUCAAGGCCAACUUUCUACGGGACAUUCUGAAGGGUCUGGUGACAAGCCCGCUCAUCACCAAGCCACAGGCAGUGGAGAUGCUGGGGUGGAUGCAGGGGGGCUACAACGUCCAGCCUUUGGUGGAGGCGCUGGACCUGGAUCAGGAGCUGGCCGAGUUGGCAGUGACAAGUUUGUCGCGCACCCUGCUGAUGUUUGACGCUUUCUAUGACGUUGAAGAGAAGAUGAAGGCAGGGAACGCGUUCGCGAAGAAACUGAUGGAGUCUUGGGCAAAGGCUGACUGGUUCAACAGCAGGAAGGGUAUUCCUGACAAGGUGACGCUGACAGUCUUCAAGGUGUCGGGUGAAACAAAUACAGAUGACCUCUCUCCAGCGCCCGACGCCUGGUCCAGACCCGAUAUCCCUCUGCACGCCCUGGCCAUGCUGAAGUUCCCGCGGGAAGGCAUCACGGACGCCUCCAAGCAGAUCACAGAACUGAAGCAGAAGGGAUUCCCACUGGUCUACGUGGGCGAUGUUGUGGGAACAGGCUCCUCCCGCAAGUCGGCCACAAAUUCCAUCCUGUGGUACAUGGGUGACGACAUCCCCUUUACACCGAACAAAAGGACUGGUGGAUUCGUCUUUGGGGGUGUCAUUGCUCCCAUCUUCUUCAACACCAUGGAGGACUCAGGCGCGCUGCCUGUGGAGAUGGACGUAAAGGACAUGAACAUGGGGGAUGUGAUCGAUGUCUGCUUCAAAGAAGGCGUCGUCAAGAAACAUGGCACAGAUACGGUUGUCUCAAGAUUCUCCUUGAAGUCGGAUGUCUUGCACGAUGAAGUCCAGGCUGGUGGCCGCAUUCCUCUUAUCAUCGGACGAGGGCUGACAGGAAAAGCAAGGGAGGCACUAAAGUUGGAGCCGUCCAAGGUGUUCAGGUCCAUGAAGCAACCGGACGUGAAAGUGAAAGGCUACACACUCGCCCAGAAAUUGGUGGGUAAGGCCUGUGGUGUGCCCGGUGUGGUACCUGGCGCCUACUGUGAGCCCAGCAUGGGAGCUGUCGGAUCUCAGGACACGACCGGCCCCAUGACCCGAGACGAGCUGAAAGAUCUCGCUUGCCUCGGCUUCUCUGCAGACUUGACCAUGCAGUCCUUCUGCCACACCGCAGCCUACCCCAAGCCGGUGGAUGUCACCACGCACCAAACCUUGCCGAAGUUCAUCGCUGACCGAGGUGGCGUGGCCUUGCGACCGGGCGAUGGCAUCAUCCACUCGUGGCUGAACCGGAUGCUGCUGCCAGACCAGGUUGGAACCGGCGGGGACUCGCAUACUCGAUUUCCCCUGGGCAUCUCCUUCCCGGCGGGCUCGGGCCUCGUCGCCUUCGCGGCUGCCACAGGCGUCAUGCCUCUGGACAUGCCAGAGAGCGUCCUUGUCCGCUUCAGUGGGAAGAUGCAGCCGGGCGUCACAUUGCGAGAUCUGGUGCACGCGAUCCCCUACUCUGCCAUCAAGAAGGGCCUCUUGACGGUCGAAAAGAAGGGCAAGGUGAAUGCCUUCAACGGACGCGUCCUUGAAAUCGAAGGUCUGCCAGAUUUGAAGUGUGAGCAGGCGUUUGAGCUUUCGGAUGCCUCAGCCGAGCGCUCUGCUGCUGGCUGCACGAUCAAGCUCAACAAGGAGCCUGUUAUCGAGUACCUGAAGUCGAACAUCGUCCUCCUCAGGUGGAUGAUUGCGAAGGGCUACAGUGAUCCCCGAACUCUCUCCAGGCGCGUAGCCAAGAUGGAGGAUUGGCUGGCAAAUCCACAGCUCAUGGAGGCGGACAAGGAUGCCGAGUAUGCUGCUGUGCUCGAGAUCAAUAUGGACGAGAUCAAAGAGCCCAUCCUUUGCUGCCCCAACGAUCCGGAUGAUGCCAAGAUGCUUUCCGAGGUGCAAGGUGCCAAGAUCGACGAGGUCUUCAUUGGCUCCUGCAUGACCAACAUUGGCCACUACCGUGCUGCGGGCAAGAUUCUGGCGCAGUGCGAGAAGCAACUGCCCACCAGGCUGUGGAUUGCGCCCCCAACCAAGAUGGAUCAGGAGCAGCUCACCAAGGAGGGCUUCUACGCAACCUACGGCAAGGUCGGGGCCCGAACCGAGUUGCCUGGCUGCUCGCUGUGUAUGGGGAACCAGGCCCGUGUCGCAGACGGCUGUACCGUUGUGUCCACCUCCACGCGGAACUUCCCGAACCGCUUGGGAAAGGGUGCCAACGUGUACCUGGCCUCGGCCGAGCUUGCUGCGGUGUCGGCGAUGCUGGGAAGACUGCCGACCCCGGAGGAGUAUUUGAAGUACCACGCAGAGCUGGGCAAGAAUGAGGCCCAAAUCUACAAGUACUUGAACUUCGACCAGGUGGAAGACUACACGGAUGUGGCAGCCAAGGUCACAAGUUCCUGA